Messenger RNA from Aspergillus nidulans FGSC A4, 1065 nucleotides. Its product is annotated as S-adenosylmethionine-dependent methyltransferase. The record is from RefSeq and is a predicted model, not a curated record. Lineage: Eukaryota; Fungi; Ascomycota; Eurotiomycetes; Eurotiales; Aspergillaceae. Bases 1 to 1065 code for a protein of 354 amino acids. The transcript is spliced from 2 exons.
AUGUCAUGUCCUCCGGAUGGACAUUUGUGGGCCGAAUGGACUGAUAAGCGUCUCGCAGUACUGGACCUUCCCCAGAUCUAUACGAAGCCUUCCGGCACCGAACUUCUUCAAACCCUAGACCUGUUAAGGAUCAAACCGCGAAAUUUCGGCGUCAGUCCUCAUGAAUCAGUCAAACGCCAGACAGUCGAAUCCACCGGACUGACCCGAUAUCUGACGUCCAUCAUUGCGAGCCCCCUUUCCUGGCUAGAUACCGAUGAGUUGCGGGAAGCCAUAUGGGAUGCUGCAGCUGCGCGUCUCAGUGAACGGUCUGGCCGAACGGCGAUGCCGGCGAUGUCCCGUGUUUUUGCGGUUCCCACAUCAUCGGGCGAAGAGCUCACACUGACCCUCCACGAGCCCUCGUUGACUGCCGACAACCUAGGCAUGAAAACAUGGGUUUCAUCCUAUCUCCUUUCUCGGCGCCUCCACACCAUCCUUGAUUCUACCUCACAACUCGUUCCCUCUACAUCAACCGGUCCAACACUUAACUCUGACCGGACCCUUCGAGCACUCGAGUUAGGCGCAGGUACCGGCCUGGUCGGCCUUUCAUUUGCUGCUCUACGCGGCAACUCGGCAAAAAUUCACCUCACAGAUCUUCCGGAAAUAGUGCCAAACCUGGCCUACAACGCGGCUCUUAACGUUGAGCUUCUUAACAGAACCGCUGCGACUGUCACAACCGGGGUACUGGAUUGGUCUGAUUCGCCCGCUAUGCUUCCAACCGCUGAAGAACAGUACGAUUUAAUUCUGGCAGCGGAUCCUCUUUAUUCCCCAGAGCAUCCACGGUUGCUGGCUGAUACUGUAGCUAUUUGGCUAAGUCGGGGUCUCGAUGCCCGCGUCGUGCUCGAGAUGCCUCUGCGGGACGCAUAUCUGCCACAGGUGCAGGAACUCAGGCAGCGACUGGGGAGAGUUGGGUUGGCGGUCGUCCAAGAGGGCGAGGAGACGGGAUACGAUGAUUGGGAGACUGCAAAUGGAGAUGCAGUUGCGGUGCGAUGCUGGUGGUCUGUCUGGGGUUGGAGCGAGAAGCUCUAG